GGCCAUAGCUGCGGCUGGCCUGGAGUUUGUGCCCCCACCUUUGCCUGGGUCCUGGACAGCCUGCCCAGUGGAUUUGUCAUCCCCCCGCUGCCACGUGCAGAGCCACGAGUGAGGCUACUUCCCUUCCCAGCUGACCCCCCACCCCACCCACUGGACGCACAUCCUGUCCCUGGACAGAGGGACAGGACAGGGGGCCUUGAGUCCCAGUGGCCUGGGGUCAGACCCACACUCAGCUGCAGAGGCUGCUGGCAACUGUGGAGGGCUCCAGCCUGCCUUGGCUGACCGCUGGGGAACCGAGCACCGCCUGGCCUCUUUCCCGCGGCAAGCGCAGAGCUGAAGCGCUGCGGCAUGGCGCGCGGCUGCCUCCAGGGCGUCAAGUUCCUCAUGUUCGCCUUCAACCUGCUCUUCUGGCUGGGAGGCUGUGGCAUCCUUGGUGUCGGCAUCUGGCUGGCGGCCACGCAGGGGAACUUCGCCACCCUGUCUUCCUCCUUCCCGUCCCUGUCGGCCGCCAACCUGCUUAUCGUUACCGGCACCUUCAUCAUGGCCAUCGGCUUCGUGGGCUGCAUCGGGGCCAUCAAGGAGAACAAGUGCCUCUUGCUCACCUUCUUCGUGAUGCUGCUGCUGGUGUUCCUGCUGGAGGCCACCAUCACCAUCUUGUUCUUCGCCUACACUGACAAGAUCGACAGGUACGCCCAGCAGGACCUAAAGAAGGGUCUGCACCUGUACGGGACCCCAGGCAACGUGGGCCUCACCAACGCCUGGAGCAUCAUCCAGACCGACUUUCGCUGCUGUGGGGUCUCCAACUACACUGACUGGUUCGAGGUCUACAACGCCACCCGCGUGCCCGACUCCUGCUGCCUGGAGUUCAGCGAGAGCUGCGGCCUUCACGCACCCGGCACCUGGUGGAAGGCGCCCUGUUACGAGACCGUGAAGAUGUGGCUCCAGGAGAACCUUCUGGCUGUGGGUAUCUUUGGGCUGUGCACGGCACUGGUACAGAUCCUGGGUCUGACCUUCGCUAUGACCAUGUACUGUCAGGUGGUGAAGGCGGACACCUACUGUGCGUAGGGUGCCCGCUGCCUGCCUCCCCUGCCUCGCUGCCAAAGGACACGGCCCACUGGGAGAUGCCCGUGUCCCCACCUUCCUCUCCUGCUGCGGGACUCAGCACCAACCCUGCCCCCCGCAACCGCGCCCCCAGACCCUCAGCCAGCUGGGUGAGCAGCGUGCUGGAGGGAGGAGGGGCUCCUGGCACACUUCACGUCCGUGUACUCUCCCGAGCAGUGUCUGCCCCCCUGGCCGGGGUCAUUCACGAGUGGGGGUGGGGGUGAAGGGCUGACGGCUGGUCCUGGUGCUCCAGGUGGGGCGGCCGCCCCACCACCCACAUUCCACAGCGGAGCCUGGGCAGGCUCUGGUGCAUCUUAAUAAAGUGUGUGGACAGCU
This is a messenger RNA of Neogale vison (American mink), 1437 nucleotides long. It is a transcript of the gene TSPAN4, whose product is annotated as tetraspanin 4. Gene Ontology annotation, cellular component: membrane. The transcript has 9 exons. The coding region runs from base 349 to 1065 and encodes 238 amino acids. The record is from RefSeq and is a predicted model, not a curated record. NCBI's taxonomy places the organism in Eukaryota, Metazoa, Chordata, Mammalia, Carnivora, Mustelidae.